Molecule: messenger RNA, 1272 nt
Organism: Cannabis sativa
Lineage: Eukaryota; Viridiplantae; Streptophyta; Magnoliopsida; Rosales; Cannabaceae
Exons: 4
Coding region: 1-1272 (423 amino acids)
Molecular function (GO): zinc ion binding
Source: RefSeq, a predicted model, not a curated record
AUGGAGUUGGAUGAAAAUUGUAAAUGGAGAUUAAGGGGGAAGAAGAAGGCACUUUGUGACAUGUUUGAGGUUACUGUGUUUCACAACGAACACACAUGUAACUUGGAUUCUAGACAUUCUGAUCACCGGCAAGCAGCACCGUGGGUCAUUGGUCACAUUAUUAAGAACAAGUACACAUCAGAUGGAUCUAACUACAAGGCAAAAGACAUACAGGGGGAUAUGUUUGAUGAAUAUGGCAUCAAGAUGAGUUACGAGAAAGCUUGGAGAUGUAGAGAGAAGGCAGUUAUGAAGGGAUUUAAGUAUUGUCGUCCCGUGAUUAGUAUCGACGGAACAUUCUUGAAGACGAAGUAUGGAGGAACAACCGUUAGUUGCCGUUGCGUACGAUGCAAACAACCAAUUGUUUCCGUAGCCUUUGCAAUUGUUGACGGUGAGAAUCAUGACUCUUGGAAGUAUUUCUUGCGAAAGUUGAAGGAAGCCAUUGGUCCGGUUGAAAAUCUUAUGUUCAUAUCGGAUAGGCAUCAAAGCAUUGAACAUGCUGUUGAUGUUGUUUUCCCAGAAGCAUGCCACUGUGCAUGCUUCAAGCAUAUUACUAUGAAUGUCAAUCACAAGUUUAAGACUGAUGUAUGCAACAAGCAAAUAUGGCUUGCAACAAGACGGAAUAUGAUAGGCAUUUUGAGGUUCACACUUCAAAAUUGGUUUGCUUCUCGUCUCGAAAAGGCUAGUAAGUGCGCUACUCCUUUGGCUACUACUUUUGAAAAUGAUUUAAAGGAUCAACACAAAGAUGGUAUGUUCAGGAGUGUCCUUCGUAAUGGUGCCCAAUUGUUCAACGUUGGUACGAGUCCUCAAGGUGAGAGAGGUGGUGAUGUGAACUUAGUGGAGAGAACAUGCACUUGCGGACUUUUCCAAAUGCUGAAAAUCCCUUGUCCACAUGCAUGUGCCGCGAUUAGUCAGAAUGUGAGCGUGUACACACUUUGCUCUCCAUAUUACACUAAAGAAACGUGGAAGAAAACCUACGAUGCCACAAUUAAUAUUGUUGGCGAGGAGGAUGAGUGGGUACUACCGGAACAUAUCAAGAACAUAAGAAUCGGGGUACCAGUGGAGAAAAAACCAGUAGGUCGGCCUAGGAAGAGCAAUGCAGGUAGAAGACCGACGAAGCGUCGACCUUCUAGUGGUCGUGGUAGUGGAACCUCGUCAUUGUUCGCUAUGUCACGGUUCAGGGCACAACAGAGCUACAUGCAAAGCUCGAGUUUGAACCAUUUCUCCAAUUUUUAA